Molecule: messenger RNA, 2981 nt
Organism: Elaeis guineensis (African oil palm)
Lineage: Eukaryota; Viridiplantae; Streptophyta; Magnoliopsida; Arecales; Arecaceae
Product: pentatricopeptide repeat-containing protein At5g03800
Biological process (GO): RNA modification
Molecular function (GO): RNA binding; protein binding; zinc ion binding
Source: RefSeq, a predicted model, not a curated record
AGUUCGAAUUAUUUAUUUUAAUGAUCUAAAAUUGCUAGCUCGUAUGAUGGCCAUCUCUCCUGUCUCAUCUGGUAUCUGAUAUCCCAAAUGAUAUGCAUCCAAUUUUCCAUCCUAAAAAUCUGAAAGCCCAGCUUCCCAAAUGAGUCCGCUGAACAUUCAUGGCCACUGCCAUCUCAAAUCCCUUCAUCCCCUUCACCGCACUGCCCCCCUUCGCCCGUAGAAAACGUCCUUUCCAACCCCGCCACUCUUCUCAGACUUCUUUCCCUCUCCACUCCACCUCUCUCUCUCCCUUCAUUCAACCCAACAAAACCCCGAACCUCUCCUUAUCCUCUCUCCCCCUUCUCCCGCCACCCCUCGGCAACACCCAAAACCCGGAACUCGAUCUCUUCCACGAUGACCGCCGCCUCCGCCACCUCCUCCGCCACCUCCUCCGCCUCGCCGCCGACUAUCGCGACCUCGCCCUCGGGAAAGCCGUCCACGCCGUCGUCGUCAAGGUCGGAGACCGCGCCGAUGACGACACGCCCCUCGCCAACGCCCUCAUCUCCAUGUACCUCAAGCUCGGCCGCCUCGCUGACGCCCGCAAGGCGUUCGAAUGCUUGCCGUGCCCUGACGUCGCCUCUUUCACAGCCCUCGUCUCCGGCUACGCCAAAUGCGGUUGCGAGGCGGAGGCGGUCGACCUGUUCUGCCGAAUGCGGCUGUCGGGCAUCGACCCAAAUCAAUUCAGCUUCGUCGCCAUCUUGACUGAUUGCAUUCGUCAGGCGAAUUCUCAAUUGGGGGCUCAAGUUCACGCCUUGGCGGUCAAAACCUACCACUGUUCUUGCGUGCAUGUCUCCAAUGCUCUGGUUGGGAUGUAUGUGAAGUGUGGCCGUGUUGAUGCUGCUGUCCAAUUGUUUGGUGAUAUGCCCGAGAGAGAUGUGUCAUCGUGGAAUACAGUUAUUUUGGGCAUGAUCGAGGACUGUCGAUAUCAUGAAGCAUUCGAGCUGUUUCAUGAUAUGCAAAUCAAUGGAUAUCAUGGCGACCAUUUCACUCUGUCAACCCUACUUAGUGCUUCUGCAGAGAGUUUCGCCUAUGCUGAAGGGGAGGCUAUCCAUGCAUACGCUCUUAAAACUGGGUUGGAGUUGGAGUUGAGCGUAGGCAAUGCUCUCAUAGGGCUCUACAGUAAGUUUGGUGGUGUAGAAGAUGUGGUUGAUGUGUUUCAGGGGAUGCCGGUAAGGGAUGUGAUAUCAUGGACCGGAAUGCUUAGCGGGUUUAUGGAAUUUGGUUUAGUGGAGUCGGCUGUGGAGGUCUUUGAUCAAAUGCCUGAGAGAAAUUGCAUCUCAUAUAGUGCUCUCUUAGCUGGGUUUUGCAAGAAUGGUGAAGGUUAUCAGGGGCUAAAAUUGUUUCAGCAGAUUUUGGAGGAUAGAAUGGAGAUUUCAGAUAUCACUCUGACAAGUGCCAUUAAUGCUUGUGCGAUGGUCUCAGAUAGGAAGCAGAGUGAGCAGAUUCAUGCAUUCAUGGUUAAGGUCGGUUGCGAGUCGAAUGAUUGGAUCGAAGCAGCUCUGAUAGACAUGUGCUCCAAAUGUGGUAGAAUGGAAGAUGCUCAGAAGAUGUUUGGAACUUCGGUUCAUAAUAGAACCUUUUCAAUGUCCUGGACUUCUCUUAUAUGUGCCCAUGCUAAAAAUGGGCAGCCAGAUGAGGCUAUAUCUCUUUUUCAUGUGAUGUUAAAGAGAGAUGGCAUGGUUCACAUGGAUGAAUUCAUGUUAGCCACAGUCCUUGGAGUCUGUGGAACCUUGGGAUUUGGUGUCCUGGGAAAGCAAAUCCAUGGUUUUGUUGCUAAAUCUGGGAUGUCAUCUGAUCUUGCAGUAGAGAAUGCAAUCUUCAGCAUGUAUGCUAAGUGCGGCAACUUGGUGGAUGCUAUUACUUUCUUUGACCAAAUGCCUAGACAUGAUGUAGUGUCAUGGAAUGCAUUGAUCACUGCUCAUCUUCUUCACCGUCAAGGUGACAGUGCUUUGGAUGUGUGGGCUAACAUGGCGGACUUGGGUGUAAAGCCUGAUUCCAUCACCUUCUAUUUGAUCUUUUCAGCUUGCAAAUAUACUAGCUCAAACUCAGUCAGUACUUGUCAAAGACUGUUUUGCUCUAUGGGAAGUGCCUAUGACAUCGAGCCAACUUCUGAGCACUAUGCUGCCAUGGUUGAUGUCUUAGGUUUUUGGGGUAGCUUCAAUGAAGCUAAAAGGUUAAUAAAGAGCAUGCCUUUCAAAGCUGAUGCAUCCAUUUGGCGAGCUUUACUUGACAAUUGUAGAUUGCGCUCAAAUCUGAGUCUGGGAAGACAGGCUGUGCAGCACCUCCUUGCUUUGGAACCACAAGAUCCAUCAACCUACAUCCUUGUAUCAAAUCUUUACUCUGCUUCUGGGAGAUGGCAUUGCUCGGAUAAGGUAAGGGAUGAGAUGCGGGGAAAGGGCUUUUGCAAGCAUCCUGCACGAAGCUGGACCAUUCAUCAGAAUGCAGUGCAUUCAUUCUUUGCAAGGGAUAGAUCACAUCCACAGAACAAAGACAUCUAUAGUGGAUUGGAUAUACUGAUCCUGGAGUGUAUGAAGGCUGGGUAUCAACCAGAUACAAGCUUUGUGCUACAUGAGGUGGAAGAAUACCAGAAGAAACACUUCCUCUUUUAUCACAGCGCUAAACUAGCUGUCAUGUAUGGGAUCCUAAUGACUGGCCCUGGACAGCCCGUGCGAAUUGUGAAAAACAUUCGUCUGUGCGGUGAUUGCCAUGCAUUCAUGAAUUACGUUUCUACUGUGACUGGGAGAGAGAUUUCAGUGAGGGAUGCGACUGGAUUUCACAAUUUUAAGAGGGGAAAAUGCUCUUGUGGAGAUUACUGGUGAUCCAACCGCAGAGACAAUUUGUUGCUCAUAGUCCUUGUACCAAUUGUAAACAAAAGAGUAGUGUAUUAUUGGUGAUUAUCUGAUACAAUUUUUUUAAAGAAAUAUUUGUUUUAUGUUGUAUCC